UAAACCUUGACAAUCAGGUCAAAAGAGCCCAGGAUUCAGCUCCUUACAGCAGAGGGAGUGCUUUGGCUGCUCUGUCCCAGGUCCUGGAACCCAGGGUACCCCUGCUGUUGAUUUGAUCCCUCUCUUCUUUCUGUCCCUCCAGAUGUUUUGCCUGUUGCUUUUGACCCUUCCCCUCCUGGGAAACUCAGACCUGUUUUUAAGGGCUUAAAAUACCUCAAAUUUCAUGGUCCAAUUGAGGCAACAGAAUCUAUAUGAAAAGGACAACCUGCUUCCCCUGGCUCAGACCUUCACCUCAGACAUGGAAUGCUGGGUGACUGGCUGGAGGAACACUGAUUCUGGAGGGUGGCUCUGGGGGACCCUUGGCCUAUACAGGGCUCCUGACUCCAGGCUGGAAUGAUGUUUACUCUGCUGCUCCUGUCCCUUCCCCUCUUGGGGAACUCAAUUCCAAUGAUUCAAGACAGGGAACAGGUUGGCAUUGUUGGGGGUGUGGAGACCAGAGAAUGGGAGUUUCCAUGGCAGGUCUCCAUGAGACUGUUUAACACCACAAACAAAUCCUGGAUGCAUCGUUGUGGUGGUUCCCUCAUUGGACUCCGGUGGGUCCUGACUGCUGCCCACUGCAUUAAGAAAACGCGACCAGAGCCCACAAACUAUAUGAUAAAUUUGAGACAACAGUAUCUGUACAAAGGAGACAGGCUUUGGCCUGUGGAGAAGAUUAUCAUCCAUCCAAACUACGUUAAAUUUAAUGUAGGGGCAGAUAUUGCCCUGUUAAAGCUGAAGUUCCCAGUAACUAUCUCCCAAAAUGUCAAAAUCAUCCGCCUCCCUGCUGCCUCACAAAAGUUCACCCCAGAAAUGGAGUGCUGGGUGACUGGCUGGGGGAAUAUCAAAUUUAAAGUGCCUCUGCCACGUCCCUACAGCUUGAGAAAGGUGCAGGUCCCUGUGAUGAAUAGCACUGCCUGUGACAAGCUAUACCAUAAAGGAUCCAACGUUAGUCCUUCCGUUAAGAUAAUUUUUGACGACAUGCUAUGUGCUGGUGAAACUAACAAGGGCUCAUGCCAGGUGUUUUUCCUGCUGUUCCUGACCCUUCCCCUCCUGGGGAACUCAGUCCCAGUGGCUCAAGACAGGGACCAGGUUGGCAUUGUUGGAGAUGAGGAGACCAAAGUUGGAGAGUUUCCAUGGCAAGUCAGUCUGAGAGAAUAUAGGAAAAGCUACUGGAAGCACAUGUGUGGUGGUUCCCUCAUCAGACCCCAGUGGGUCUUGACUGCUGCCCACUGCAUUGGCAGAUGGCUAACAAAACCCUCAGAUUUUAUGAUAAAUCUGAGAGAGCAAUAUCUGUACUAUGAGGACAUGCUUAGGAGAGUGGACAAGAUCAUUGUCCAUCCAAACUAUGUGGAUAUAAUACGUGGUGCAGAUAUUGCCCUGCUAAAGUUGAAAACCCCAGUGCAACCAUCCAAAUAUGUCAACUUCAUUGACCUUCCUCCUGCCUCACAGAACUUCACUGCAGACAUGGAGUGCUGGGUGACCGGCUGGGGGGAUACCAAAUCAGGAGAGUCUCUGCCACCUCCCUACACCCUGAGAAAAGUGCGGGUCCCUGUGAUGGAUAAUAUUGCCUGUGACCAACAAUACCACAAAAGGUCAAUUACUGGUUUAUCCACUAAGAUAAUUCUUGAUGAUAUGCUAUGUGCUGGUGCUCCUAAAAAGGACUCCUGCCAGGGUGAUUCUGGUGGACCCCUAGUUUGCAAAGUGAAAGACAAGUGGCUUCAGGCUGGGAUUGUGAGCUGGGGAGAUGGCUGUGGCAUUGUCAACAGGCCUGGAAUUUACACUCGAGUCACUACGUAUUUGGACUGGAUUAUCAAAAAUAUGAAAUGAUUUUCUGUCCCAAUUUUUUAUCCUCUUAUUUUUGCCCAGCACCUAUUCUAGUUUUCACUUGAGACCCAAUGUCUUUUGGGAAAGCAGUAAAACCCUGCCCCAUAUUUUCUUUGUACCCAUCCACUCUGGAUCCAUGACUUUCCUGAGUUCAUUUACAAAUUCCUCUUUUCCUCAGGGAUCCAUCCUAUUUUGCCCUUCUCAAUGAUGUGGAAACAGCAUGGUAGAGGUCAGAGUCCUAAUGUAGGAUUUGAGAUGGUAAUAUUGCAUUAGGACUACUUGAGUGUCGUAGGCCCUAUCACAUUCGUAUUGGGGCUUCAUUUUUUCCCCUCUGUAAAUAGUCAACAUGGAAGUAGUCCUUUUCUUGGUGUGUUGUUUUGUGCUUCCAAGUUUUCUACUUUUUCGACACCUGAGAGAACAUGGAGAAUGGGAAGAGAGAUGAAAGGAGGCAUUUUGUAUACCACCAUGUUCAUAACUCAUUAAAUGUUGCUAAUUCUUCUCGGUGUGGAAUCGGUUUUUUC
Molecule: messenger RNA, 2384 nt
Organism: Monodelphis domestica (gray short-tailed opossum)
Lineage: Eukaryota; Metazoa; Chordata; Mammalia; Didelphimorphia; Didelphidae
Source: RefSeq, a predicted model, not a curated record